AGACAGGGUCGAGUUUCGAAGAGAACCACACCCCUUUCUUUCCCCAACACCCGAUCAUGGCCUGCCUUUCUGGGAUUGGUGGAAGACAUGAAACCACCGAAGAACGGACGGAAGAACGUGGUGGAUCAAAGGGGGCCUGUCUCCUACAUAUCAGGUUCCUAGUAGUGGUGAACGACAUCGGAGGGCGGACACGGAGAAUGCCGCCACGACCGUUACGACGUCAAACAUACCGACACUUGACAAUACGAAAGGAUCUUCGACAUGGGAUGGGGAUGGGAAUACGUAGUUAGUUGUUGAUAAUCGGACCCAGACCAGACCAGACCAGACCGGUAUAUAAAGGAAGGACAUAGAAGCUUCCAACAACGAUAUUGAACCACUCAAGCUCAUCAGCAUCUUGAAGAGUUCACCAACUUGCAUCAAAGAACUUACCAACCAACGAACCACCAACGAACCACCAACACCACCAACCAACACCAACCAUCACCAUGUCCCUCAACAUGAAAUCCCUCUCCCUCCUCGCCGUGGCCUCGCUCGCCUCCGCAGCCACAACCAACACAAACCUGCAAACCACCUUCCCCACUCCCUCCGGCACGACCGCCCUAGCAGCCGUCAAGACCGUAGCGGCCGGCGGCAGCUUCGACGGCGGCAUGCACCAAUGGGACCGAUGGCCGUCGACCUGCAACCAACAGUCCGAAGGCGGAGACAAGGACGCGGUGUUCAUCCUGGAAGACGGAGCGACGCUGAGCAACGUGGUGAUUGGCCCGAAUAACGGGGAGGGCGUGCAUUGUAUGGGGAAGUGCACUUUGAAUAAUGUUUGGUGGACCGACGUCUGCGAAGACGCCGCCACCUUCAAGCAAUCGUCGGGAACCUCCUACGUCAACGGCGGCGGCGCGCGCCACGCCGACGACAAGGUGUUCCAGCACAACGGAGGCGGGACCGUGGCCGUCAAGAACUUCUACGCCACCGACAUCGGCAAGCUGUACCGGUCGUGCGGCAACUGCAAGACGCAGCACACGCGUUCGUCGACUUUUACCAACGUCCGGGUCGAGGGCGCCAAGGUGGUGGCCGGCGUGAAUGCCAACUAUGGCGAUAAAACCACCAUCAAGGACUCGUGCAUCAAGGAUUCGAGUGUCUGCUGGAUUUACCAGGGCACGAGUGAUAAUAGCAAGGAGCCGACCAAGAUUGGGUCGGGACCUAGUGGUACUGCUUGUGUUGCUUCGGCGGUUAAGACUUCUGGUUGCUGA
Messenger RNA from Neurospora tetraspora, 1244 nucleotides. RefSeq names its product pectate lyase. Gene Ontology annotation, molecular function: pectate lyase activity. The transcript is spliced from 2 exons. Gene Ontology annotation, cellular component: extracellular region. Bases 486 to 1244 code for a protein of 252 amino acids. Lineage: Eukaryota; Fungi; Ascomycota; Sordariomycetes; Sordariales; Sordariaceae. Gene Ontology annotation, biological process: pectin catabolic process. The record is from RefSeq and is a predicted model, not a curated record.